AAUGAUUCAAACAAACAAUUCUUCUUCCUCCUCCUCCUCCUCCUCCGUUAAAACUUUGAAAUCAUUCCCUCUCUUAGUUUCAAUCAAUUCAACCCUUUAAUUUUGUUUAUAAUCAUAAUCUUUUUUGUUAAUUAAUUAAUUCUCACAUCCUUUAAUCAUUCCAACUCUAAUUCCCUCCCCACCCCCUUUUCUUUUUCCUCUCUGUGGGGAUUGGCAGCAGAUCAAACAGAUUCUGUUUCUCUGUCUCUUUCUUCCUCAACCUUCUUCUUCUUCAUCACAGAGUGAGAGAGACAAAUCAACAGUAUAUUCCUUUGCUUUUUUCUCCAUUUGGGUUCCUCAAACAGAGACACCCUUAUUUCUUAAUCUUAUUUCUCAACCAUUUCAGGCCCCCAAUUCAUCAAAGAUGAUGAUGAUGGAGAAGGAGGAGAAGGUGGGGAUGAAGAUUUUCCAUUCAGCAAUAGUUUUCUUUUUCUCUCUUACCCUUUUGGUUUCUCCUUCUUUCUCUUUAGAUGAUGAUUCUUCUGCUCUAACUCGUUUCCGUCUUCAAGCUGAUUCCCAUGGCGGUUUACUAAGAAAUUGGACUGGUUCUGAUCCUUGUGGUUCUUCAUGGCGUGGAGUUCAGUGCUCUGUUAAUGGCCGUGUUGUUGCUCUUUCUCUUCCUUCUAUGAAUUUACGAGGCCCCAUUGAGUCUCUAGCGCCGCUUGAUCAGCUUCGCCUUCUUGACCUCCAUGACAACCGUUUGAAUGGAACCAUUUCACCGCUUGUUAACUGUACGAAUCUUAAGCUGUUGUAUCUUUCCGGUAAUGACUUCUCCGGCGAGAUUCCGCCGGAGAUCUCGUCACUGAGGCGACUUCUCCGACUGGACUUGUCGGAUAACAACAUCCGCGGUGGAAUUCCUGAGGAUAUUUCUAAAUUGUCUCGGCUUCUCACGUUACGUUUGCAGAACAAUGUCCUCUCCGGUACGGUGCCCGAUCUCUCUGUUUCGCUUGUGAAUCUCACUGAACUUAAUUUAACAAACAAUGAACUGUACGGGCGGUUGCCGGACGGGAUGAUGAAGAAAUUCGGUGAGAAGAGUUUCACCGGAAACGAAGGGGUUUGUGGGUCGAGUCCAUUACCGAUCUGUUCAGUUACUGGUUCGGCGCCGUCGUCGGAUCCUACUAGAACGGUACCGUCAAAUCCAAGUUCAUUGCCGCAAAACCCUAUUAUUGGUCCGAAUAGUAAAGAAUCUCGAAAAGGGCUGAGCCCUGGCGUGAUUGUCGCGAUUGUGAUCGCCAAUUGCGUUGCAUUGCUUGUGAUUAUCUCGUUCAUCGUUGCGUAUUACUGCGCUCGUGAUCGUGAUCGGAGUUCAAGCUCCAUGACCGGAAGCGAAAGCGGAAAGAGAAGGAAGAGCGGAAGUAGCUACGGAAGCGAGAAGAAAGUAUACGCUAAUGGCGGUGGUGACAGUGAUGGCACUAACGCUACAGACAGAAGCAAGCUAGUGUUCUUCGAUUGGAAGAAGCAAUUCGAACUUGAAGAUUUGCUGAGAGCAUCGGCGGAGAUGCUCGGAAAAGGAAGCUUGGGAACGGUUUACCGGGCAGUUCUUGACGACGGUUGUACGGUAGCUGUGAAGAGGUUGAAAGAUGCAAACCCGUGUCCGAGGAAGGAUUUUGAGCAGUAUAUGGAUGUGAUCGGAAAGCUGAAACAUUCAAAUAUCGUGAGAUUGAGAGCUUUUUACUAUGCUAAAGAAGAAAAGCUUCUGGUUUAUGAUUAUCUUCCAAACGGGAGUUUACAUUCUCUUCUCCACGGAAACCGAGGCCCAGGGAGAAUUCCGUUGGAUUGGACGACAAGGAUUAGUUUAGUUCUUGGAGCUGCUCGUGGUUUAGCAAGAAUCCAUGGUGAAUACAGUGCUUCAAAGAUCCCCCAUGGGAACGUCAAAUCUUCCAACGUUCUUCUUGACAAAAAUGGAGUUGCUUGCAUUUCUGAUUUUGGGUUGUCUCUACUUCUCAACCCUGUCCAUGCCAUUGCAAGGUUAGGGGGUUACAAGGCCCCAGAGCAAGACGAGACAAAACGUCUAUCUCAAAAAGCAGAUGUUUAUAGCUUCGGUGUUUUAUUGCUUGAAGUCUUAACGGGUCGUGCACCAUCUCUCUACCCAUCGCCUUCGAACCCGCGAAGCGACGACGAAGAGCAACCAGUGGACCUCCCGAAAUGGGUUCGAUCUGUGGUGAAGGAAGAGUGGACAGCUGAGGUUUUUGAUCCAGAGCUAUUGAGGUACAAGAACAUUGAGGAGGAGCUUGUGUCUAUGCUUCAUGUUGGGUUGGCUUGUGUUCUUCCUCAGCCUGAGAAGAGACCAACAAUGGCGGAAGUAGUAAAGAUGAUAGAAGAUAUUAGGGUCGAGCAGUCCCCGCUCGGAGAAGAUUACGACGAAUCACGUAAUUCGCUUUCACCUUCCUUAGCCACCACAGAAGAUGGUAUGUAACCAAAAUGUUCUUCCAUGUGGAUUGUUCAUUAAGAUGAUGGUUAGUUUAAAUUAAUCUUGUAUGCAUUUUCUCAUGCAAAUUUUAUGGUAUUUAUUCGAAUCUGUAUUUGGUGUUAAUUGUAAAACUUCGAUCCAUGUUUGCUCCUUGUUAGAGUGGGAAGCAUCACUUGAUCUUCCCAUAAAAGAUGUCAUUAAGCUAAUUAAUUUAAUUCUCUAUCAUGUAAUUUAAGGUUGGAGUAUAUAUAUAUUUUGUUUCUAA
Molecule: messenger RNA, 2714 nt
Organism: Cucumis sativus (cucumber)
Lineage: Eukaryota; Viridiplantae; Streptophyta; Magnoliopsida; Cucurbitales; Cucurbitaceae
Product: leucine-rich repeat receptor-like protein kinase PXC1
Exons: 2
Coding region: 404-2455 (683 amino acids)
Biological process (GO): protein phosphorylation
Molecular function (GO): protein kinase activity; ATP binding; protein binding
Source: RefSeq, a predicted model, not a curated record